This is a messenger RNA of Heterostelium album PN500, 5520 nucleotides long. RefSeq names its product Histidine kinase A. The record is from RefSeq and is a predicted model, not a curated record. Gene Ontology annotation, cellular component: cytoplasm. The transcript has 3 exons. Gene Ontology annotation, biological process: intracellular distribution of mitochondria. Gene Ontology annotation, molecular function: protein binding; mRNA binding. Lineage: Eukaryota; Evosea; Eumycetozoa; Acytosteliales; Acytosteliaceae. The coding region runs from base 1 to 5520 and encodes 1839 amino acids.
AUGAGUAUAGAAACAACUAUUAGUAGUAAUAAUAAUCAUAGCAACAGUAAUAACAAUAGUAUUAAUUUUCAAGAAAAGAAAUUUGAUUCACCAACCGACACAACAACAUCGACAUCAUCAACAACAACAACAACUACAACAAAUAUGAUCGAUAAAAUUGAACAGCCAGUCAGCUUAGAGAGUGAUAUGGCUUUAAAGUUUAAUAGUAUGAACACUGCCAUCGAUAUUAUGAAUCCGGCCAAGUAUCGGUCACCGAUAAUGGACAGCACAGGUUCACCUAUCAAUUUUUCAUCAUCUUCACAAUCGAUCGCAAAUACAUCGUCGUCGUCGUUGUCGUCGGUGAUCUCUUCGACAUCGUCGUUCUCACUGAGCGAUUCGCUCAACUCGAGCUUGAGCAUGAGCGAGUCCGACAAGAAGACACGACGUUUUUCACUGUACGUCUACCAACAGCCGACCGACGAGCAACGCCAACAGAUAUCGGAGCUCUACGGAUACAAAGGACACAACGACGACAUGGGCUACGCCUAUGCACACGACUCUAACAUCCUCGCAGAGGACAAUGGUUCCUCGUCCGACAGUUACUCCAGCUACAGACCGACAACUCGUUCACGCUCAACUUCGCGUGGACAUUCACCCCUCUUUGCAAAUAAAGACAAAUCAUUAUCACCAACAACUACAACAACAACAACAACCAACAACAACAAUCAACAACAAUCUUCACCUUUAUCACAUGAAACAACAUUGGAUCCACCAACCAAACAACAAUCAAAUAAAGAUGAACAACAAUCACUCAUAAAAGGAGAUAUAGAUAUUAAUAAUACAAAGACAAAGACGAUGGAAAAUGGAAGUAAUGCAGUAAAUAUAAAGAUACCGAAAACACAACAACAAGAGUUACAAAAUAUUACUGCUGCUUAUUCAUCACCACAACAACAACAACAAUCAGCACCAUUAUUAGCAUAUCCUCAUACAAUUGUACCAUAUACAUUACCACCAGCUUCCAAUGUAAUUAGCGAGUUAAAGACAUUGGAGCCACCCGAUCCCAAUCAACUGCCACAAUCCUAUUUGUCCACAGUAAAGUCAGCGUAUGCUUCGCAGGACAGACCUGUCGGUGGUUAUUCCAGCGAGGAGUACAACGAAAAGGAAUCGAUUCUUAGGCCAAUCGCAAAGCCUUUAUCCACAGCCAAAGACUGGAAUGCCGAGUUCCAAACACUGGUAAACAACAACCGUAUGGAAGGUUAUCGUGAGAUCUCAAAGUUGGCACACGACUUUGUAUACACUGCCAAGAUCUACGGUAAAGUAAUCAUUUCCGAGCUAACACUACCACUUCACCUUAAAACCAUCAAACCGAUUAACAUUGGUGGUGUUGCCGGUGGACACAAAUAUAUUGCAUUGGGUAUUUUAUUUAAACUUGCAUUAGAUUCACAAGGACUCUAUGUUGGAGAUCAAAACGCUAUGAAAGCAGCAGGACAUGAAUUGAAAGGUUUGAUGAGUUAUUACAAUGCUAGAGUGGAGGGAUUACACCAUCCACUGAUGGCAUUGAUCGAUUAUCGUGGUUAUCGUUUGGUUGCCAUGUCACUGCUGCCCAUCACCGGUGAGACAAUCGUCUAUGGUAGUAGCGAUGGUGGUAUCACUGUACAUAGUGACAAUGAACUGUUCAAUCAAAAGAUGAAAAAGUCUGCAUCGAUUUUGAAUAUCAAAGGACAUGUCGUCGGUCGUGACACUCCCAAGCUACUGCAUUCCUGUGGUGAUAUCGAAGGUCACAUUGGUUCCGACGGUAACUUUUACCUGUUGGAUUUCGCACGUGUAUUCCCACCCAUCGUUAAAAUCAAUGACAAUGGUCCACCUAGUCAUCUUUAUGAAUUAAUAAGACCAGAGUUGGUAAAAUCCAAUCAUAAGCCUUUGUCAUCUGAUGCUCUUACUGGUUGGGGAAAGUUUGAUACCAACGCGGUCGAACAUAACUAUGAAGUAAAAGAGGCUUCCUAUCGAUUGUUCUUACAGGUUAUGCCAAGGUUUAUCAAGUAUUUGGAUAGUUUGGAGGUUUGCGAGAAGAGAGAGUUGCAUUUCACUCAGGAGUUGCAUCGUGUCGGUAUAAAUUGUAGAUAUUUCGGUUUGAUUAGAAGAGAGCUCAGAUGUUCGUCGUUGAGAAAGCUGCUGCUUGCAGAAAUCUUGGCACGUACGAUGAAGUCAGAGAUUAUGGCUUUGUUCAGAGGCAAGAUGAAGACUGCCGACACACCAUCGGAAGAGCCAUUCAAAGAGGUGGUAGUCCAGUACUUGAACACCAUUUUCAAGUAUGAGAACACUACCAAAGGAAAGAUAUGGCCAGCCAGUCUGAAAGCAUCGAUCACCAGAAAAUUCAUGGGUACCUUCCAGAUCGUUCCAUUGAAUCGUGAAGUCAUCACAUUUGAAUCGAUUCAAAACAAAAAGUUUGACGAGGAAGCAUUGAAGCGUUAUAUCCGCGCCAGCGAAUUGGAGGAAGAGGAGAUGUUUGCUGACGACGUCGAUGUCCAAGCAGUGAUGAAGCGUUUCAAUCAGUUGACUGGUGUCGGUUUGACAAAGCGUGCAAUGAAAGAGUUGCUCAAGAAGGACGGUAUCAUUCGUUUGGUGCAAUCCGAUGUCAAGAGAAUGAAAGCCAAGGUCAAGGCUCAUCAUUUGGUUGAGUUUGCCGAGGGUAUGGUUCUCUGGGACGAGGCCAAGAAAGAGCGAAAGAUGAAUCUCGACCCACAAACACCAGCCGGUGGUUUGCCAGGUUCCGAACCAGAGAGCAGCGAUCGUAUUGCCGAACGUCUCAUGGUGCUUGCCGACGACCAUUUCCGAUCUGCACUUUCUGUCUCGCCACAUUCCGGUGAGGUCUCUGCCAACUGGGCAUUGAUGUUGGUGGAGCGUGCCAGAAUGAACAGAAUCAGCAAUCCAAUGGAGGCGUACUUCCACUAUCACGCAGCUGAAGAGAAGUUGAGAACGAGCGUGUGUGAUGGUGGCAAGCCAAAGAUCACUCUCGACAAUGUCCUGCUAGAGUAUGCCGAGUUCCUUUGUAUUUGGGGAACUCACAGUCAUUUGGAGCUUGACAUGAACGAGGCAAAUGGUUUGCGUGGCAAACUGUUUUCUCGUGCCAACCGUAAGAUCUACGAGGCAAUCGAAAUCAACCCAUCGAAAUUCACAGUUGUCUUGCAAAAGGCCAAGUUUUUGGAAAAAGGAUUCCACGACUCUAUCAGUUUCAAAGAGGCUGCCGCUUACUAUGCCGGUGCAUCUACUAUUCUCAAUUGCUUGAUUCAAAGUUUUGAGAAACUUCCUGCCUCUCAUUACCGUGAGAUUGCCGAGGCAAUCACACAGAAUCUCUCACCCUACGAGUUGAUGAUGAAGGAGAAAGAAGUUGCUGAGGCGCCAGACUUGAUCCACCGUUCUCUCGAUGACACUGUCGGACACAAGUCGUCGAUCUCCAAGAGAAAAGACGAAGAAGAGAUUCAAAAGAUCCUAGAAUCCGAUCCAUUUGCAAUCAUCCGUAUCGAAAUGGGAUGUGUGUAUAUUCGUUAUGCUUAUAUCUCACAUGUCUAUGGUAUUAUGUGCUCAAAGCGUAACCAUACCAAGAUGGCCAGCAUCAAACUCCUCAAGAAAUCGGGAUCUCUCUUCCAGAAGGGUAUCGACUUGGAUCCAUAUAACCGUGAUGUUCUUGUCGACCAUAUCAAGAAGUUCACACAAUCCAGUCAAUUCGUAGAGUUCUACCAAACCGCUAUUGGAUGUCCAUCGAUUCUCGACUUUGUCGAAGACAGAUUGCUGCGAAUUGCACACAUGUCACUCAAGAACUGCUCUCAUUUGCCAAUCGAGUUUAUCGAGGGUAUCAUUGAGUACUCGCCAAAAGUCAGGAUGUUGGUCCUCGAUGGUUGCACUCAGAUCACCGAUUCAACAAUCGAGUUGAUCGUCAGAAAGCUGCCACACCUCGAAACUCUCAGUCUCAGUGGUUGUGUCAAGGUAACAACUAUCAUUCCAAACUCAAUGUUGAAAGAGUGCCUAAGCGAGCGUGCAAGCACACCAUCACUGAUCGGUCAUCAACACCAUAGCUAUGGAUCACUCAACGAUAUUAUCCACCACCCCGAGAAGGAGAAGAAAUGUAUAUUCGAUCGUCACCGUAGUUCUACUUCCAAUCCUAUUCAAUCGAAUGUCCUAAUGAGUUCGUUGAACAAUAUUCUGAUGGCAUCGGCUAUCUCACCACAAGCUUCAAUUCCAUUGAAACCAUUGACAUUCCUUCAGAAUAUCAACCUCAACAAGUGUAGAGCCGUCACCGACGAUAAGAUCAUUGCCAUUGCCAAUAUGCAACUCCCACUUGUUAAUGUUUACCUCAAGAAAUGUAACAUCACAGACAAUGCUAUUAUCCAUUUGACUCAGAGCUGUCCAAAGAUAGCAGCACUGCAACUCUCGGGAUGCAAGAACCUUGGCGAUGCCAGUAUCAAUGCAAUUGCCACCAAUUGUCUUGGACUUCGUGAACUGAGAAUGAAGCGUUGCCCGUUGGUUACAUCAAACUCUAUCGAUAAGAUGUUUAGAUUGCUUCACAAUAUCCACAUCGUGACACUUGCCGAAUCACCAAUGGCCGUCAGUGAUAAUACUUUGCGUCUCAUGGGCAAAUACUGUACAGAAAUCCAAUGUGUCAAUGUUUCGCACAAUAGCAUUAUCACCGAUGUCGGUCUUAUCAAUCUCGUUAAGUUCACCAACACCAUUCAAGAGUUGAAUAUUUCACAGUGCGUCAAUAUCACUGACAUUGGUAUUCAACACAUUGCCCAAGCAUGUGGUAAACUCCGUAUCCUCAGAAUGUCUGGAUUGAACAACGUCACUUCACUCAAGCCAAUCGGAAAGAGCUGUGCCGAUCUUGUCGAGCUCGACAUCUCAGAGUGCCACAAGAUUUCGUCGGAUCUCGGAUAUAUCACCAAGGGUUGCCCCAAGUUAACAAGCUUCAAGCUACGUCGUUGCUACGGUCUUCAAGAUGUCUCUCUGCUCAGCGAAGACGGUGAGAUUCACGCCAUGUCCAAACUAUCGGUGCUCGAUUGGAGCUAUGGAAACAUCGAAUUCCAAACAAUCCAUUCGAUUACCCACUCUUGUAAAUCUUUGACCUCACUCAACAUCUCUUAUUGCAAGAGUCUCACUGACACCUCGAUUGAGAGAAUUGCAUCAUCACUGUCAAACUUGAAGAAGCUAAAGAUGGAUUCCGUUGUAAAUAUCACUGACGAUGGUAUCAAGGCUUUGUCUGAAGCACCGAUUGCAUCGUCUAUCGAAGAUCUAUCGCUUGUUGGUUGUAGAAAGAUCAGUGAUGUCUCUGCACAAUACAUUCUACGUUUCCACAACCUAAAGAAGCUUUCGUUGGGUGGUUGCUUAAUGACAACCGCAGGUGUCGAAUCAAUUGCAGCAGAAUCAUUUGAAUUGGUCAAGAUCAGCAUACGUAAUUGUCUAAACAUUAACCCGGCAGCUAUCAAAGAGAAGCAUCCACAUAUGAACAUCGACACAACUCAAAAGGAUAAUGCAUUUUUCUCUGAAUAA